AUGAAGCGAGCGCAUACCGAAUCUCUCCCAGAAGGCCACGGAACGGCCUGGAGUGGACUUGUGCUCCCACCUGCAGCGCUCAACUCCUCACCAGACGUUCGGCCUACUUACAUCACCACAACCCAGUUGGUGGAUGCGGGAUUGAAGAAGGAAACCGUUUGUUGUGUCCUGUGCCUACAUCCUGUGGAGGCUCCUGCGUUUUGCCAGUUCUGCGAUGACGGUCCUUUUCACGCACAAUGUCAUGAUCUGCAUGCCUGCCCUGUUGUGGUGGCAGUCGCAAGCACUGCGCCAUAUGCGGGGGAAACGGGAAAUAGCGUGCCUUCUCCUGCACCGUCGAGAGCCUCCUCGGGCAACGGCGAAGCAGACAGCGAGGGCGAAGCUUCCCUGAAACUUGGGGACAGCUUCGGCGACGAGGACAGUUGGCCGGGACCUGCUAAGUUCACAACAGCAGAAGAAGCAGCUCGUGGCAGCCUAUUUGUGCAACGAGAGUCUGGAGAGGCACUCCCUGUUUUGGAGGAAACAGCCCCACCAGGAAAGCUUCGUAAAACCGAGCCUGGAGUGAAACCCUACAGUAGGGGCUCUGAGGCUCUGGUGAGCCAAAUUGAGAGAGACCCAGCUGCUUUGACUCGCGCACUGGAAGAGUUUGAGAGUGACAAGUUUGCAUCUUCCAACGUUGGGAAUGCAAAUUCGCGCCAAGCUUGGUGGGCUCGCCGGGCAGAGGCGGCAAGCGUGUCUCCCUACCCUUUGACGUUUUCAAAAGUGGCUUUGGCUGGCGCUCUUUUGAAGGCGGGAGGCUACAGGUCUGCCGGGGCCUACUUGGGCGCACUGAAGCGACGACACAUAGAACUGGAUCAUCCUUGGAGUGAUCCUUUGACGCUUGCAGCCUUUGACCUGCGUGGUCUGGCAGGAGUCCAAGAACCAGAAGCUCAGCCUGGCUGGCCACGCUUCCCUGUGGCUACUGUAGUGUUGUUCAGCCUUUUUGCUUGCAGAGAGGUGGAAGCAGCUUGCCGAAGACGCAGCCAAGUUACUUUUGAGGACAAAGAAGGUACCUGCGGAGUGGUAGUCCUCAGCUUGCCGGCCACCAAGAACGACCCCAAAGCGGAAGGGGUCAUCCGCAAGCAAGGCUGUACUUGCAGUGUCGCCCCUGAGCUGUGCCCAGUGAAGGCCGCCCGUAAGAUUUAUGAUGAUGGCACAGCACGCGGAGGGACUGAUGAUUCACCAUUUUUGGCCACGCAUGAUGUGCUUCUGCCCCCCACAAAGAAAGCCAUGAUUGAGGCUUUCCGGUCAGUAGCCCAAGCGUUGGGCUGGAGUCAGGAGGCAGUUCAGUCUCUCACCGGGCACGUGCUCAGGUCUACUGGCGCUCAAUUCCUUGCGAGGCAGGGCAUUGAGUAUUAUCGAAUACAACUGUUCUGUCGUUGGGGCAGUGACACGGUGUUGCGCUAUUUGAGAGAUGCGCCGCUUGAAGGCUCAGAGAAGUGGUUGCCGUCUAGCUUACAAAACGUUUCUGUCGAAGAAGUGCAGGUACAGACUGCUACAGCUUUGUCUAGCCAAGAUGGGACGUACGUCCACCUCAAAGAGGUGAUUGAUGAACAGAUCACUAGAGCUCUGGAGCCGCGAGUCACCCAACUGCUGGGCACUUUUGAGCAGCGAGAGGAUGACAUUCUGUCGUUGGUGAAAGAGCUGAAGCAGACGCAGGAAGAAGUUAAGGAUGCGUGGAGCGAGGAAUUUCAGAGGCAUUUCCUCCCCCGUCCGGGGCUGGCUUGGCGCACCCCAUUCAUCUGCAACAGAACAG
Molecule: messenger RNA, 1792 nt
Organism: Symbiodinium necroappetens
Lineage: Eukaryota; Dinophyceae; Suessiales; Symbiodiniaceae
Source: the annotation of a GenBank genome assembly